This is a messenger RNA of Herpailurus yagouaroundi (jaguarundi), 2579 nucleotides long. RefSeq names its product molybdenum cofactor sulfurase (gene MOCOS). Gene Ontology annotation, molecular function: molybdenum ion binding; pyridoxal phosphate binding; molybdenum cofactor sulfurtransferase activity. NCBI's taxonomy places the organism in Eukaryota, Metazoa, Chordata, Mammalia, Carnivora, Felidae. Bases 30 to 2537 code for a protein of 835 amino acids. The transcript is spliced from 15 exons. The record is from RefSeq and is a predicted model, not a curated record. Gene Ontology annotation, biological process: Mo-molybdopterin cofactor biosynthetic process.
GCUACGGCACGGGCUGGCGGGCCUGGGUCAUGGCCGGCGGGGCGGCGCCGCGGGGGGCCGAGCUGCUGGCCUUCGCGCGGUUCCGGGACUCGAGCCCGCAGCCGCUCGCCUACGGCUAUGGGCCGCGCAGCCUGCGGGACAUGCGCGAGCGCGAAUUCGGCCGCCUGGCAGGAACCGUCUACCUUGACCAUGCAGGAGCCACAUUGUUCCCCCAGAGUCAGCUCACAAGCUUCACUAAUGAUCUCAUGGAAAAUGUUUAUGGUAACCCUCACAGCCAGAACAUCAGCAGCAAGCUCACCCAUGACACCGUGGAGCACGUGCGCUACAGGAUUUUGGAGCACUUCCACACCUCCACAGAGGACUACAGCGUGAUUUUCACGGCAGGGAGCACGGCUGCUCUUAAACUGGUGGCAGAGGCCUUCCCGUGGGUGUCCCCGGGCCCGGAGAGCAACGGGAGUCGGUUCUGUUACCUCACCGACAGCCACACGUCCGUGGUGGGCAUGAGGAAGGUCACCACGGCCAUGAACGUCACUUCCAUCCCAGUCAGGCCGGAGGACGUGUGCGCGGUGGAGACACGGGGCACUGCUGCCAGUGACCCUGACUGCCAGCUCCCGCACCUCUUUUGUUACCCUGCUCAGAGUAACUUUUCCGGAACCAGAUACCCCCUGUCCUGGAUAGGAGAGGUCAAGGCCGGGCGGAUGUGCCCCGUGAGCGUGCCUGGGAAGUGGUUCGUGUUGCUUGACGCAGCCUCCUACGUGAGCACCUCGCCUUUGGACCUGUCGGUUCACCAGGCCGACUUUGUCCCCCUCUCCUUCUAUAAGAUCUUUGGAUUCCCCACUGGCCUGGGCGCUCUGCUGGUGAAUAAUCGUGUGGCUCCUCUGCUGAGGAAAACCUACUUUGGAGGAGGCACGGCCGCUGCGUACCUUGCAGGAGAAGACUUCUAUAUCCCAAGACAGUCGGUGGCUGAAAGGUUUGAAGAUGGCACCAUCUCGUUCCUUGACGUGAUAGCACUAAAACACGGGUUUGAUGCCCUAGGGCGCCUCACAGGUGGAAUGGAGAAUAUAAAGCAGCACACCUUUACCUUGGCUCAGUACACCUACACUGCCCUGUGUGCUCUCCGGUACCCCAAUGGAGCCCCUGUGGUGCGGAUUUACAGCGACUCUGAAUUCAGCAGUCCAGAGGUGCAGGGUCCUGUCAUCAAUUUUAAUGUUCUCGACCACAGUGGGAACAUUAUUGGUUAUUCCCAGGUGGAUAAGAUGGCCAGUCUUUACAACAUCCAUGUGCGAACUGGCUGCUUCUGUAACACUGGGGCCUGCCAGAGGCACCUGGGGAUAAGCGACGAGAUGGUCAGGAACCAUCUUGAGGCUGGUCACGUCUGUGGAGACGAUGUGGACCUCAUAGAUGGGCAUCCUACAGGAUCUGUGAGGAUUUCUUUUGGAUAUAUGUCUACACUUGAGGAUGCUCAGGCCUUUCUCAGGUUCAUCAUAGCAAUGCAACUGCACCAGUGUGAUGGCCAGCCUCUUCCUCAGACCACCCCUGGGGAGGUGGGAGCCCCAUCAGAGAGCGAGGCUCAGGACGCUGUGCCUGCCACCGUGGACAGAUGUAGUUCCUCACCUCGGGAAGAUGCUCCCACAGACUCUGGGGUUUCCAACGACUUGCCUACCACUGUGGCUGCAGUGGGUUUGCGCCCACCUCUGCCGAUGGCCACCAGAACCCAGCAGACCCCUUCAGAGAAAGCAGCAGGAGUCCUGGAUGGGGGCCUUGGGCCACGUGUCAUCACCAACCUUUACCUCUACCCGAUUAAAUCCUGUGCUGCAUUUGAGGGCCAGGAGUGGAUGGAGCCUAUAGCGGUGCCUCUUGAGGAAAAUGGUGAACGGACUCAGAUUUGCCAAAGCAAGGUCUGUGCGGACAGGGUAAAUACUUAUAAUUGUGGAGAAAAAAUUUCAAGCUGGUUGUCAAGAUUUUUUGGCCAUCCAUGUCAAUUGCUCAAACAAAGUUCAAACUUUCAAAGAAGUGCAAAGAAGCGGGUCAAAGAUCAAUCUGCUGGUUCAACAGCCACCCUUUCUCUGGUGAAUGAAGCACAGUAUUUGCUGAUAAAUAGACCCAGCGUUUUGGAGCUUCAGCAGCAAUUAAAUGCCAGUGAUGCGAAUGGAAAGGAGGAAUUAUUCCCGAUGAAAGAACUCAUCUCACGUUUCCGUGCCAAUAUUAUUACCAGUGGGACAAGCCCUUUUGAAGAAGAGACGUGGGAUGAGAUUUCAGUCGGUUCCUUGCGUUUCCAGGUUUUAGGUCCUUGUCACAGAUGCCAGAUGAUUUGCAUCAACCAGCAAACUGGGCAGCGAAACCAAGAUGUUUUCCAAAAGCUUUCUGAGAGUCGUGCGAGAAAAGUGAACUUUGGAGUGUACCUGACGCAUACAUCUUUGGAUUUUUCUUCCCCAGCUUUCCUGUCUGUAGGAUCUCAGGUGCUCCCUGUGUUGAAAGAAAACACAGAACACCAUGAGCUACCUGCUUCCACAAAACAUCAGGAUGUUAUCUCCUAAAAAGUAUUUUCAGUGUAAAUUAAAAUUUCUCUUUUACACCUA